AUGGGGGCUCUUCUAUCCCUGCCGCUUUUGGCACUCCCGAGUGCCGGUACAGUGUUAACCGCUGUCGGGUCUUGUUGCGGAGCUGCGACAUGCUCUGCUGUCUGCAGCGCAUGUGGAAAGUUCAAUAAUAGUAUGGCUACGAGAAUCGCCUACGCCUUCAUCCUCUUAAUCAAUUCGAUCGUUUCUUGGAUUAUGCUCACACCAUGGGCGCUCAAAAAGCUACAGCAUCUCACAUUGGACUAUAUGGAAAUCAAGUGUGACGGGAAGGAGUGUCAUGGUUGGGUGGCGGUUCACAGAAUUAACUUCGGCCUCGGCUUGUUCCAUUUGGUCCUCGCUUUGUUCCUGCUUGGGGUGAGGUCGUCCAAGGACGGCCGCGCAGCACUGCAGAAUGGCUUCUGGGGACCGAAAAUUGUUCUAUGGCUGCUGUUCGUCGUGAUCUCGUUCUUCAUCCCGGAGUCGUUCUUUUUCGUCUACGGUCAUUACAUCGCCUUCCUGUGUGCCAUGCUUUUCCUGCUCUUGGGUCUUAUCCUCCUUGUGGAUCUUGCGCACACCUGGGCCGAACUGUGCCUGCAGAAGAUUGAGGAUCAUGAUUCGCGCAUGUGGCGCGGGCUGCUCAUUGGUUCGACAUUGGGCAUGUACCUUGCGUCUAUCGUGAUGACGAUUCUCAUGUACAUUUUCUUUGCGAAAAGUGGGUGCUCUAUGAACCAAGCAGCGAUCUCGGUCAACUUGGUACUUUUCCUGAUCAUAUCGGUCGUGUCCGUUCAGCCUGCAGUUCAGGAACACAAUCCUCGCGCAGGAUUAGCGCAGGCUGCCAUGGUGGCUGCUUACUGUACCUACUUGACUUUGUCUGCCGUCUCCAUGGAGCCUGAUGACCGCCAAUGCAACCCGCUGAUUCGUGCUCGCGGCACCCGAACUGCGACUAUCGUCCUCGGCGCAGUUGUCACCAUGGCCACAAUUGCAUACACUACCACUCGUGCCGCUACCCAGGGCAUCGCUUUGGGCUCAAAGGGAGGCCACAGCUACUCGGAGCUGGGGACAGAGGACAAUGAGCACGGUCUCGUCACCCAGCAGCCAUCUGCCCGUCGCGAGAUGCGUGCCGAGGCUCUUCGCGCGGCUGUUGCAAGCGGUAGUCUCCCAGCCAGCGCUCUCGACGAUAGCGAUGACGAAGACGACUACGACGUGAAAGAUGAUGAAAAGGGUUCGACUCAGUACAACUACUCUCUGUUCCACAUCAUCUUCUUCCUCGCUACAACCUGGGUAGCCACGUUGUUGACGCAAAACCUAGACCCUGAGGCCGUGGACGAUUUCGCGCCUGUCGGCCGUACUUAUUGGGCCAGCUGGGUGAAGAUCAUCAGCGCGUGGGUGUGCUACGCUAUCUACCUGUGGACCCUCGUCGCACCGAUCCUCCUCCCUGACCGAUUUGACCUGUAA
Molecule: messenger RNA, 1431 nt
Organism: Aspergillus calidoustus
Lineage: Eukaryota; Fungi; Ascomycota; Eurotiomycetes; Eurotiales; Aspergillaceae
Source: the annotation of a GenBank genome assembly